ACUUACGAGGUUUUCAAGGUGCACUGUACAUCCCAGACCAGGUUUCUAAGCCAAGUGCUCAUGAUAUGAUCCAGCUAGCUUAUAGGAGGACAUCAACAAUCUCCUUGUGAAUAAUGGUUAAAAACGGAUCUCACUUGGACAAUGAAACACUGGCAAUGCUCCAGAAUAAAGCUAUCUCUAUCACCCUCCCGGUAGUGUAUACACUGGUGGCUUUCAUCAGUAUCCCUGGCAAUUUGUUCUCCCUUUGGGUCCUCUGCUGGCAUAUCAAACCCAAAACAUCUUCUGUUAUCUUCAUGAUCAAUCUGAGUAUCACGGAUCUCAUGCUGGCCUGCUGCUUUCCCUUCCAGAUUAUCUAUCAUACCCAAAAUAAUCACUGGUCUUUUGGCAAGACUCUCUGCAGCCUUGUAACUGUGAUGUUCUACUCCAACAUGUAUUCUUCAAUACUGACUAUGACUUGUAUCAGCAUCGAGCGGUACAUGGGGGUGGUAUAUCCCAUGAAGUUAAUAAAGUGGAGAAGAAAAAGGUAUGCUGUGGCUGCCUGCAUAGGAAUGUGGACUUUCUUGCUGUUAGCUCUCUACCCACUAGAAAGCACAGAUCUGACCUAUGAAGUGAAACAACUGGGGAUUGUAACCUGUUUUGAUGUCCUCAAAUGGGAAAUGCUGCCCAACUUUGCAGCCUGGGUAGCCUUUCUCCUUACGUUAUUUAUCGUGCUCUUUCUAAUCCCUUUCAUUGUAACAGUGGGAUGCUAUAUUGGCACCAUUCGGAAGCUUAUUCAGACAUCUAACAGAUAUGGUAACAAGCAGAAGACUAGAUCCAUAUACCUGGCAAUGAUAGUUCUUUUGGUAUUCAUCACCUGCUUCGCCCCCAAUAACUUUAUCCUACUUGUGCAUAUGAUCAGCCGCCUAUUUUAUGACAAGAGUUUGUACCCUGCCUACAAGCUCACUUUGUGCCUCAGUUGCCUCAACAAUUGUAUCGAUCCCUUCAUUUACUAUUUUGCAUCCAAGGAAUUUUACCAGAAAUUCAUGCAAGUGUUUCGUCCUAAGGCACUGCUCAGUGACAGCUUGGAAAAUAGAAGGGAAAGCUUAUUCUCUGGCAGGACCCUGUCAGCCAGGUCUAUGUCAAGUGGGCCUAUGGAUGGGUUAGAAGGAGUAAAAGUCUAUUUGCAAAGGCAGGAAAGUGUUUUUUAGCCUUAAACUUCCUAAGCAGAAAGGCACCUGUGAGUUCCAUGAAUAGACAAAGAAGCCAUUUCUUUUUGGAUGGCUACCUUCAAACUAACUUGCUCCAGUGACAGAAAUUUAACUAUACUCAAGAGAGAGUAUCUCACAUGCUACUUUAGUAAGCUACUGUUUCCUGGGAAGAAAUGGAAGAAUAAGAGGAAUUGAGCUUAUUCAAGGAGCCAAUGAGGCCAAAACAUCAUUGAUCAUUAAAGGUCAGCCUGGAAUGGAUUCGGUUUCAUGAAAUAAAAGGAUAAGUUUAGGACAAAAAUUACUUUCAGAUUCUCUGAUUUCAAGGAUUAGACAAAGGCUUUUGAUUCUCAGAGAAUGUGAAAUAUUACUGUAUAUGAACUAAAGCAUACACUGAAGUGGGCCUUCAGUGGCUUCGGUGGAAGUGGGAACACAGUGGAGUUAUUUUUUCUAAGCAAUGUUGUAUUUUUGAUGUAUUGCUUUAUCUUAGGUUGUAUUUCCAUAAAAGAAUGAACAAAAAGAGUUUGUUAUUUUACCAUUAAUGCAUUAUGUAUAGCCACUGUGAAUUCUCCACAACAUUCACCCAAUAUCUGUAUCAAACCAUACUAACCUUUGAAAAGGUUAGGUUAAUUCACAUUAUUUAUUUCAAUUUUGUAUAGCAAAAUAUAAAUGAAAAAAGCUAAAACUAACAGUGUAUGGGAUCACUUCAGCUGCUGAGCAGGUUAUAUCAUUAUUCUUUGAAGUUAUUAAUUUCUCAGGAGAGUAGAGAGCAGCUGGUUUAAGAAAACAGUUUUCUCACACUGACCUACUAAAGUAAUAAUGCUGCUGCUGGUUUAUGACUGGUAUCAACAAGUCAUUUUCACCAAUUCUCUAUAGGCCAUUUUGAAGAAUCAUCACCCGCAGCACAGAAAUUUGCUUUAUAUUGCAUGAGGAUGAUGAAUUUAUCUUCCUUAUGGAGGUGGUGUCAGUUGUUAACCAAAUUUUCAGCUAAAUAUAUAAGAAUUCAACAACAAAUUGGAGUGAUUCUAUACCAUCAGAAACCUGUGUGGACAGAUAUCAGAAUGUACUUAUUUCAAGCAGUUAAAGAAGGAAAAAAAAAUGAAAGCAAGUCUUGAGAAUGUGAGAGCUACCAAAUAGCCUGGAAGUAGGUUGUGAAUAUAAGCAGGCUGAUUGUGCAGUCCUAUGUCUGGGACUUCUCUCUGAAAUAACCUGCUCCACCCUGUUGCUUAUAUUGUGUCAUGUUCUUCUCACAUCUCAGCAAUUGCCCGCGUGCUUAGGAAGACAACAGCCACUGAAUAUGUCCUGGGGGACAGAUGAAGGCAGAGUGACUCAGAACUGUAUUUUUCCUGCAGUAUUUACAGUUUUACACCUACUUUUGGCUUUCAUGACAGUGAAGAGCCAAAACUGCCUGACAGAGCCAGAUAGAGCCAGAGUAGGAGGCUCUCUUUAACAUCACACAUAGCUGGUUCAGACACCAAACGUCAGGUCUGCACAGAGCAGUGGCUGCCUGUUAUACCAAAUUCUCAGGUACAGUAGUUCCUGUAUCUGAGUAAAGGCAUCAGGCCAAGGCUGCUACAAUAUAUGUCUUUUUCUUUGUAUAUGAUAUGAUUAAAAUCCGGUUUUCCCCCACUGAUCAAGGUGUGAUUUGCUCUGUACUUUAACUUUGUCGCCGCCCCAAAUUUUACCAUGGUCUUCGCUAUAGUGGUUGAAUAACUACAAAAUGGACAGUGAGAUAUUUGUAUGUUCUACCUCUGUCAAAGUAUCAUUAGUUAUCAGAGCAGGAUAAAAGUCAGUAGACCUAGUGGUACCUUUCAAAAGUCAUGUAAAGUGUUUUGUGUCACUUCACAGUGUUAGUUUCAAGUUACAAGUAUUUUCUGUCUGCAAGGCCAACCUUAGCAACAAAUAGUCAAUCCAAACUUUCCCAUCAAAUUACUCUGUGUAAGCUACCCUCAUUAGCUGCCUGUGUGCCAAGUGUGUAAGUGCAGUGAGAUGGGUUUGCAAUGCUAAAUCACCUCCUGUAUUCUGAAAGAGAAGAGCCCACUGAAGCCAUUCCUGUAUGAGUUGGGGCUCAGGUCCAAGUUCCUGUAUCAGCUCUAGCACGUGCUCCAGAACAUCUGCUUGUGCCCAGAUCUAUGCUUCUGGGCAGGAAACAUGAGCAGAGGGCUUGAGGAGGAAGAUACCAUAAGCUAGAAGGUGAAGAUGUGAGAUGAAAGAGUAACAUUUACUUACUACCUAAGACCAGGGAUGGAGGAGGAAGUAAAAAGAAAGUGGAUAAUUUUGCCUUUUUAAAAAGAAACUUUAAAGUGAUGCUUGCUUGCUGGGGUCUGUAUUUUCUACGGCCAGCUCAUCUGAUGCCAUUCAUUUUGAACAUGUCACUCAUAGUUAUCUACUAUAAAUGCUAUAGCAUAGUACUCUCAAAAAUGUUAUAUAAAUCUGAGAAGUUUGGAUAUAUGCCUCUCCUUACCCAUGCUGUCUGAAAACAUUCAAAGAUUUCCAGGUUCUUUCUAACCCAUUCCACAUCUAUAGGGCAGAAACUCAGUUUAUUCAUGUUUUGCAAGUCGUCCUAUGAAUUUAGCAGUGCAUGGCUCACCCUGGAAUUCAAAUCCCUUUAAGCAUCCACAUUCACAGAAUUCCGUAUUUCUCACUACCAAAACCGUUUUUGGCAUUUUACUGUGGCGGAAACUUUGUUUUGGAGGAUAUACUAAAAUACACUUUUUUUUAACAUACAAAUACAUUUGUAAUGAAAACAGUCACUUGCCCUGGCUCUAAUGCUGAUUUUCACUCUGGUAUAUUUUGAACCUAAUCCUGAAAUGCUUAGUACCUCCUGAAACGUGCUGAAACAUGCCUCAAUUAUAACUGACAUCAAAUUAAACUACAAGGGUAGAAAUUCUAUGUUUUUGAAAACAUCAAACUGCUCCUUUUGCAAGACAGAAAAGAUGGUCACAACUGACUGAAAAUGUUCUCUCCAAUCUCACACAGCCCUUCCUAGUACUCCAUCUCUCUUCUGACGCUGCCUGAAAAGCAAUAGGAAGGAGGCCUCACUCAAGUACCUCUUCAUGUCAUCUCACUAACUAGCCUAUAGUUAGCUCACAUAAAGCAAAAAUCCCCUGCAAGUCAGUGGGACUGUUCCUUGAGUGAGGAACACAGAAGUGAUCCUAAUAACAAUCUUUUGAGUCUGACAGUAUAUACUGUGAUUUUUUUGUCUUAAGAGAAUAGAAGAAGAAAUUAUUUUCAGAAGCAGCCCACUGCACUGUUCUUCAACACUGGAAACAUGUCCUUAUGGGACACCAUAAGGUGACAAAACUGCUACCGUCUUUAUUCAGUGGGCGUGUAUUGAUAUAUGUAUAUACAGAUGUAUAUAUGUGUAUACCAAUUGAGGAGUUAUCAAGAACUUCAUAUCUAUACCUCCUUCAUUUGGAGAAAUGUGGAUUUUGAGUGACAUUUUUACUUGUUUGCCUGUACUGAAAAGAAGACAUGACUGUAUGGGCUUCUGUUUUUCUCUGACUUGUAUUGUUUAACAAUUUAA
Molecule: messenger RNA, 4710 nt
Organism: Rhea pennata
Lineage: Eukaryota; Metazoa; Chordata; Aves; Rheiformes; Rheidae
Gene: P2RY8
Product: P2Y receptor family member 8
Exons: 2
Coding region: 114-1187 (357 amino acids)
Biological process (GO): positive regulation of Rho protein signal transduction; phospholipase C-activating G protein-coupled receptor signaling pathway; blood coagulation
Cellular component (GO): plasma membrane
Molecular function (GO): G protein-coupled purinergic nucleotide receptor activity; thrombin-activated receptor activity
Source: RefSeq, a predicted model, not a curated record